CUCUCGUUGGCCAAGAGGAGGGCCGGGCUUCCUCGAUUCGGGCUCUGCGCCUAAAGCAAGCCAAGCAGCAGAAGCAGCCUUCCUUCUCCUCCAUUGAAGCCAGGAGGGACCUUCCCUUUUUCCUCAUCCGGAGGAGCAACGCACAGCCAGGGUACAGAAGAGAAAAUUGAACCAUGGAAGACAGAUUUUGGAGUUUUUGAAAACAAAAGCAUAAUGCUAACCACGAAUCCUGAGUGUAACCAACCACCUGAAAGUAACUGCAGGAGUAAAACUGGAGAAGAGAGGAUGCUGCGGACAAGAUCCACAAAACCCGUUCGAGGCAUCCGGAAACGCAAAGACUUUGUGGUCUAUCAGGGAACCCAGGCGGAGGAGAAGCCCAACAUCUGCAUUGAAUGCGGGAAGACGUUCAACCAGAGCUCCAGCUUGGUCAACCACCGGCGAACGCACUCCGAGGAAAAGCCGUACACGUGUCCGGAUUGUGGGAAAAGCUUUGGGGUCAGCUCCAGCUUGAAUAGACACCAGAGAAUCCACACCGGGGAGAAGCCCUACAAGUGCAACGAGUGCGGCAAAAGGUUCAACGACAAAUCCAACUUGACGCAGCACUGGCGGACCCACACGGGCGAGAAGCCUUACAAGUGCGUCGACUGCGGCAAAUGCUUCAGCCGCAGCUCCCACAAGAAGCACCACCUACGACACCUGCUGGGCAAGAAGCUUGGCAAAGGCACGCAAACCGAUGGCGGCUGUGCCACCGCUGACGGGAAGCCCAAACCCAAACGGAAAGCAGUGGUGUUGAACAAUUGCACUGAGUGCUGGCAGAGCUUCAGCCAGAACGCAGAUCUGGUCAAACACAUGCGCAUUCACACCGGGGAGAAGCCGUACCAGUGCAGCGUUUGCGAAAAGUGUUUCAGCGUCAGCUCCAACCUUUUCCGGCACCAGAGGAUCCACACUGGGGAGAAGCCGUACGUGUGCUCCGAGUGCGGGAAGCGGUUCACAGACAAGUCUACCUUGGUUCAGCACCGGCGAAUCCACACUGGGGAGAAACCCUAUGCCUGUAGGUUUUGCGGCAAGAGCUUUAGUCACAGCUCGCAUCACAAGAGGCACGAAAAGAUCCACAAAGGAGAGUACCCCUUGUUGUCUUACUCAGCUUCCCUGAGCUAGCACAAUACUCAAGAGAAGAAAUCUUAUGCACUUUGGUGAAUAUUUUCUCCAGAAGCAUGCUUUUUACUUGGAAAACUUACAGCAGAAGCUUGAGGAUGGGGUGAAAUAGGAUAAUAACAACAACAACAACAACAACACUUUAUUAUACUAACCUAUCUCCCUGAAAUAGGAUGUCAUUGUCAUUCUCCAUGGGGUUGCUGGACUUCCAAAUAUCAGUUCAGCAAGUUUGAAUAUUGGGCUAUGACUCUGUAGACCAGGGUUCGAAUCCCCACGCAGCCAUAGAUAGGCACUGGGGGAUCUCAGGAAACUCACACUGUCUCAGCCUCAGAGAGAGGCAAUGGCAAACCUGGUCUGAAUAUAUCUUACCAAGAAACUCUUGUGGUAAGAGGUUGGAGGCACGCAACAAGCCACAAAACAACAAGAAGUUUUGAAUAUGGUAUAUGUAUAGGAGAACAGGAGCCCCCGGUGGCGCAGUGGGUUAAACCCCUGUGCCAGCAGGACUGAAGACCGACAGGUCGCAGGUUCGAAUCCAGGGAGAGGCAGAUGAGCUCCCUCUAUCAGCUCCAGCUCCUCAUGCGGGGACAUGAGAGAAGCCUCCCACAAGGAUGAUAAAAACAUCAAAUCAUCCAGGCGUCCCCUGGGCAACGUCCUUGCAGACGGCCAAUUCUCUCACACCAGAAUUG
Anolis sagrei ordinatus is the source of this 1841-nucleotide messenger RNA. RefSeq names its product zinc finger protein OZF-like. Gene Ontology annotation, molecular function: RNA polymerase II cis-regulatory region sequence-specific DNA binding; DNA-binding transcription factor activity, RNA polymerase II-specific. Lineage: Eukaryota; Metazoa; Chordata; Lepidosauria; Squamata; Anolidae. Gene Ontology annotation, biological process: regulation of transcription by RNA polymerase II. The record is from RefSeq and is a predicted model, not a curated record.